Linnemannia hyalina is the source of this 804-nucleotide messenger RNA. NCBI's taxonomy places the organism in Eukaryota, Fungi, Mortierellomycota, Mortierellomycetes, Mortierellales, Mortierellaceae. The record is from the annotation of a GenBank genome assembly.
AUGGACGCGUCAAACAGGACCAACGAAGACAACAAUACCCAAGACUCCAUCAACAACGACGAGGCACAGGACAACUUUGACAUCUCCUCAUUCUCUGCACCUCUUGGCGCACCCCCACUGCCAACCUUCAAGCCUCGCAAGAACAACAGAGUCUCUAUCUCAUACCCUCCCCCAUCAUCACCAACAGGAGCAUCAGAAUCCGUAUCAACAGGAGGACUGCCCACAACAGCAACGUCGUUGCCCUUGGCAGGAGGUGGGCCUCCAGGGCUCUUUGGAUCUUCACGCCCUGUAGCCACUCCCUCGCCACCUCCUCCUGCCGGGGGAAUGAAGUUGCCCCCACCUCCCAUGAAGGGUGCUGGGACUGGACCUUCACCUAUUCCUUAUACUAAAGGAGAUUUCCGAACUGCUGCUAUCGACAACCACUGGAACGACCCUCCUACCAAGAUCUUUGAGAAAACGGCCAAAAAGGACGAUGGGGCUGCGUACGACUUUGGACCUAUGAACGAAACCUUGACUAGGAUUAUCAAAGAGUGUUCUGCUAACGUACCUGCACCUCAAAAGCGGAUGUUUGAAGACACGGCCAAGAGACUCCAGUCCUUGCAGGAGCAGAUGCAGAACGGGACUGUCAAGGAGCGUGUCGUCGUCCCUCUGGGCGAAAUGAUUGAAGCAUUGUCGUCAAGGUCGUUUGCACAGUGCCAUGCUAUCCAUGCUAAGCUGAUGCAGACCGAGUUUGAUAGUGAGGGCAAAUGGCUUCUCGGGUUCAAGCGAUUGAUUGACCUCUACAUCACUGUGCCGCCCUCAUAG